This is a messenger RNA of Entrophospora candida, 696 nucleotides long. The record is from the annotation of a GenBank genome assembly. NCBI's taxonomy places the organism in Eukaryota, Fungi, Glomeromycota, Glomeromycetes, Entrophosporales, Entrophosporaceae.
AUGUCUGGUACAACUUCACCCAUUUCUAGCAUAUAUAGUAACAGUAAUAGCAACAGCAGUAAUAGCAAAUUUAAAACUAGCAAUGGUAGUUAUGGUAACAACAAUAAUAACUUUAAUGUUUCAUGGUAUAGAAGUCACGGAUAUCAUCCACCUUUUGAUUUUUGGUUGAUUAUGCAUUGGAUUAUUAUGAUUACACUUAUAAUAGGAUAUUUUGAAUUUUCACUCAAAUUUGUUUCUUUAACCGAUACAUCAGAUUUUAAAGUUAUAAAAGAGGGAAGAGGAAGAGAUUUGUCUUAUCCAGGAACUAAAGGUGCACCCAUAGUAGUGGAUGUACAUAAAAUAUUUUCAUCUACAAAUUCAAAUAUAGUUAUAUUUGGAUUAUUUGUUAAUAUACUAUUAAUAUUUCUAAGUUCAGUUGUUGCAUUAUUUGUUGGAUAUUUAUUAUUCUUUCAUUUGAGACUUUAUUUAAUGGACAUGUCAACAGUUGAAUAUUUAAGUCAUCGACAACAAAUUGGAUAUUAUACCAAUGUACACUACGAAGAUGAAUAUGACGAGAAUCCUUGGAGAAGACCUUAUUAUUCAAAUCCAUGGCAUAGAAGAUUAAUGUGUUGGGCAAAAGAGUUCAGAAAAAAAGAUAAACUUUCAUCAUCUUGGGAUUCAACUCAUCAUAAUAGGUUUGAUGUAUAUAAUGUAUAA